Thamnophis sirtalis is the source of this 549-nucleotide messenger RNA. Lineage: Eukaryota; Metazoa; Chordata; Lepidosauria; Squamata; Natricidae. The record is from RefSeq and is a predicted model, not a curated record.
GUUGGAAAUUACAAGCGGACAGUGAAGCGCAUCGAUGAUGGAUACAGACUUUGUGGCGAUCUUAUGAACUGUAUUCAUGAGCGUGCAAGAAUAGAGAAGGUUUACGCUCAACAGUUAACCGAAUGGGCAAAACGAUGGAGGCAACUUGUAGAAAAAGGGCCACAGUAUGGGACCGUUGAAAGAGCUUGGCAUGCAUUUAUGUCUGAAGCGGAAAAAGUAAGCGAAUUACACCUAGAAGUAAAAAGUGCUCUAAUGAACGAGGAUUUCGAAAAGAUUAAGAACUGGCAGAAGGACUCCUUUCACAAGCAAAUGAUAGGUGGAUUUAAGGAAACUAAGGAAGCGGAAGACGGGUUUAGGAAGGCUCAGAAACCAUGGGCUAAAAAAUUAAAAGAGGUGGAAGCUUCUAAGAAGGCACAUCAUACAGCGUGCAAGGAAGAAAAAAUUGCCGUCUCCAGAGAGGCUAAUAGCAAAGCGGACCCAGCGCUGAAUCCAGAACAACUGAAAAAAUUGCAGGACAAAAUUGAUAAAAGCAAACAGGAUGUGCUUAAG